Messenger RNA from Physella acuta, 3244 nucleotides. RefSeq names its product capping protein-inhibiting regulator of actin dynamics. The record is from RefSeq and is a predicted model, not a curated record. Lineage: Eukaryota; Metazoa; Mollusca; Gastropoda; Physidae.
AGCAGCAGCAGAUGACGAGAAAUAGAAACGAGGAAGUCAAAAGGUAUGAUAACAGGAAGAGAACCUUACUAGAAUCCAGAAGCAGAGGAAGGUCACAAGAGAAACGUCCUCGCUUAGCUCACCUGGAUCAAACUAGAGGUUUAAAUGAUCAGAGUAUUGGGAGUGUACAAAAAAUGGAACAGCCCCAGCUGUUGAACUCCUCAAAAGAUGCCCUGCGCAUGCUGGCAAUUUCCAGAGGUUUGGACCCAAACAACCAGGAUGUUAUCAAGAUUCUUGAGAUGACUACUCAACUCGAGGCAUUACAAGCUUUAACAAUAAAGCAACGAAUGGAAGCUCAAUCAUUGGUCAUUAUUGGUCAAGCACAGGAUCAGUUGAUGCAGCAAAGAAGGGAAUCAGAACGUCAAGCUCAAGAACAACUCAUGCAGCAAAGAAGGGAAUCAGAACGUCAAGAACAACUCAUGCAGCAAAGAAGGGAAUCAGAACGUCAAGAACAACUCAUGCAGCAAAGAAGGGAAUCAGAACGUCAAGAACAACUCAUGCAGCAAAGAAGAGAAUCAGAACGUCAAGAACAACUCAUGCAGCAAAGAAGGGAAUCAGAACGUCAAGAACAACUCAUGAAGAAAAGGAGGGAAUCUGAGCGCCAAGCACAAGAAGAGCUAAUGCAGCAAAGGAGAGAGUCUGAGCGCCAUAAAGCAUCACCUCACAUGUUUGGCCAGAAAGGGAGAUGGGCUGAAGAGGAAAGCAGGAAGAAACGAGACGAAGCCGAACAAAAGCUCAAGGAAAACAUUUCACACAAGUUCCAACUGCUUGGAGAGCUCAAAGGUAGAAUGCACCAAUCAGAAAAGUCCUAUAGGAACAGCCCCAAGUCUGUUUCUACCCACACAUUUGGCAAUGAAGCUAGUAUAAAACCUUACAGAAAUGCCCCUCCCACUAUUGGCCUACUUGGUACUGGCCCUUUGAAUGUUCCAAGUGCACCACCGGCUGCUGCAUACCCUUCUCAAAAAGAUGGAAAAAUCAAAGACAGUCUGUUUGCCUUUGCUGGUUACCAGCCAGGUAAAGAUCUCUCCCAGGACAAGGGCAAGCACUCAAGUAGGUCUAGAUCACCAAGGGAAGCAAACAAGUCAAGGGCAUUAAGACUAAACUCUUCUUUAGAAAGGGAUGGAAGGAGCAAAAAUUCUUUUGGUAGAGCAGAUCGGCAAAGUAAUGAUAGACAUUCAAGUAAACAAAGAUCAAGUUCAAGACAGAAAAGUGAUAACGUCCACUACGGUGGACGAGACAAUUUGGACCCAAGUAACAAUGAUACACCUUUAGAUUUUCACAAGCGUUCUUCAUUUAUGAGCACGGAACAAGCCGUGAAACAAGACUUUGACAGAACUGUUCAGGCUCUGCGAGAGGUUAAAUCCACCAUACCUAAAAGGGAAGAAAAGCGGACUGGAGCCGUAGAGGAACUGUAUCUCCCAGUUCAGUUUGGAAAAAAUGCCGUCAAGAAAACUCCCUGGGAAAUGGAGGAAGAGAAGAGGAAAGCUUUAGACAGGAAGAGGAACUACCCAGAUAAGGGUAGAGACAACAAUGACAGGAAACUUGGCAACAGCAAGCCAGGCUUCAGGGACACGGGUUAUCCACGGUCAAAUCCCAGCGGGGAGAAGAGAAAAGAUUGGUCAGCAGGGAAAGGUCUGCUGGGUAGUGGUCCUGGUGAUCAGUCAUAUGACAUGAAUAAGUCUAGAGGGGCACCAGGAAACAGGUUUCAGGGCACAGCACCAGAGACAAAGGGCCUGCUGGGAAGUGCACCUUCUGAGCCCCCGGUUAGAGUGCCACAUGGGAUCUUGAAGAAAAACUCUGUGGCAGGGGCUGUAGAAAAAUAUGAUAAUGUUAACAGAGAAAUCCCACGCAAUUCUAAACGAAAUGCUAGAGCUAAUCCCGGAGGGACAGGCAUGCACAGAGGUAGAGGCAAUCUGCGAGGUGGUGUUGGACACACACCCUUUCCAACUAACAACAGAGGUGUGAAUAAUCCAAGGGUGUUUAACAAAGAAGCUAAAGAGGAACAUGAGUGGGGUGGCACUGAACACCACGACUUUGUUCCUCCAAAUUCAAAUAGAGGAAAUUUUAAGGCUGGGCCACCAUUUAGAAAUCCACCAAAAGAGUCUUACCCUGGCUGGAAGGAUCUGAAGUCUGAUUACAAGCCAGAUUACCCAACCAAUGACUGGAACCAGGAGUGGUCUGCUAGUGGGGCAGAACCUUCAUACUAUGGUGCAGGACAAGACCCACCUGACACUUACAGCCAAGAACAGUUCUACCCGCCUGAGGAGCCCUACGUUGAGGAGUUUGGUGGCCCCAUUGAAGAACACCAUGCACCUGAAUAUCCUGAGAUUCCAGUAGACACGAGAGCUCCACUUCCCUUGGAUAAUGCUGAGCACUAUGGGGAGAUUGGGGAAAGUGCUUGGCAAGGUACAUAUGACCAUCAUCCAGUAGGUCCACUGCCAGUCCAUGAGGAAUCUGCUGGUCCAGCUGAAGCACCAUUGGAAUAUGAAGGCUAUGGCUACAGUGGUGAAAGCACAGAAUAUCCGACAGAGCCAGUGUAUUAUGAAGGACAAGAGGAGUAUUAUGAUGAUAAUCAAUUUAAAGGCAAAGAAUAUGCACCUGCUUUUAGGGGACAUCCCACCCGGGGCAGAAUUGGACUGAAUAGGGGCAGAACAAGACCUUUUAGAGGGAGAGGUGAAUCAAUCAGGGGACAUAACUCUUACAGGGGAAGAGUUGCCCAAGGCCCAGCUGUACCAGAACAGCAGUAUGAUGAGAAUGUUGACAUGGACUGGAGCAGUUACCCCAGUGAUCCUGCACCAAACUUUGGUGGGGAGGAGAGCACAGGGCGCUGGGGGUUUCCUGCUGGGAGAGGGAGAGGCAGGGGAGCCUUCAAUACUGGCAGCUUGCUCCCCACACCUCAUGAGAGAGAGAACAGCUAUGUGGACAACACAAAACAGCAGACUCAAGGAUGGGGAGGAGGGCAGAGGUCACAGUUCCCACCCCCUUAUACCAAUCGAGGUAGAGGAAAUACUUACUUUUAAAUUUUUAUUAUCUUUACUUUUGAAUUCUUUUAUUGUAUACCAUCAUGUGUAUGUGAACAAGUUGAGUAACUAUUUUAUUGUAAUUGUUUUAGGGAAAAAAAAUGUUUACUGCUGUUGAUGAUUGUUAAGUUCAGUAUCACAUAUAACUGCAUCAUUUCUUUUUAUUUUAAAAUGUCAUGUUGAAA